AUGAAUUUUGGAUAAAAUAUUGCAUCGUUUCAUAAAGUUUAAGAUGUCCAAUAUCUGCAAUCAAAUAUAAUAAGUGUACAAUUCCUGGAUGUUUGUCUAGUCAGGAUGUUGUUAUGGGAGCAGAUGCCACAAGAGAUUUACAUUUUAACUGACUGGUGAUCAGAUUAGAGGAGAUUAGAGAGAAACUUCCUCUAGGAUCAAACUGACAGGAAAACUGGCCAUGUGCAGGAGAGGCUUGCAAAGCAUGUAGUGUUCAACCCCAGAAACAACUUAUCAUAUAAGAUUUUAUCUGCCAAUCAGCUUGUUCAAUUUGCUUUGAAUAUGUGCUGUUUCUAUAAAACUGUCAGAUGUAACUUAAUCUGUAAAAAAUAAUUUGUGCCCUUUUCACUCUAGUUACACAGUAAAAUGCAGUGCAAUCUGGUUAAAUUUGCGUGAGUUCUACUGGGUUUUAGACCAUGCCCUCACCAUGUCAAUUUUUUUAAAAAUAGGGUAUUUAUUAAUAAUCUAAUUAAUUCCUCAUUUUAUUCGUUCACUUUUGUUUUGCCAUUUUUUCUCUGGCCCUUAUAUGCAUUAAUUUCUGAAAACUUUGUGGGUUUUUGUGUCAGGGAGAAAAGCGACCCAAUGGUUUGGUGUGCCACUGUGUCGGAUUUAUUAGGAAAUGUACCCCUGGGCGGCCUUGUUAUUUUUGGAUUGUUCCUGAGUCUAGUGAAAUUCUGGAGCAUAAGGGUUUACCAAACUCAUCCACAGAUCUGUAGGUGAUGCUUUGGUAUUAAUUGAAAUUAUCAAUGAGAUCAAAAUAAAUUAUGUCUCUCCUGGAAACGUUUUUGGAAAGUAAUUUUAUAUACAUUUCAUUUUAUUACCUACAGGCAAAUGCUAAGCAACUAUCCUGGACAGUUUUUUAGUAUGUUAAUAAACCGGGCAGUGAGCAGCAUUAUAUCUAAAGCAGAUGAGCAGGGUUGUGUUGAGUCAGCACUGGAUACUGUCUGUGUAUGAAACAUGGGACAGGAAGUCUGGAGUCGGUCUCGCAUUUCCUGGGGAGAAAAAGCAGCCUGGGGACCCACAGACACCGGCCCUGCUGUCACUUUAACAUGACAGUGUUAGUCUUCUAGACAAGUACUUGUAUUGGUUUAAAACCUAAAACUGAAGUAUCUUUAGCAAAGAUAUGCCUAAAUGUAGAAGUAGGUAAGUAGAUCAAAAGUAGAUGAGGUGAAUUAAAAUGUAUUCUAUAUGAUAAUCCAUUGCAGUGUUUCCUGUACUGCUAAAUCUACAUAAUCGUGGCAAAAACGAAUAAAAAAUCCAUAUUUGACCCUAGUGCAAAAUAAAACAAAGACAGCAUGUCGUUCAAUGUUGUUGUCUUUGUGGUUGCUUGCAAAAAUCAACAUAUAAAAACAACCUUUGUAGCUUUAUGAGGUCAGAAAAACUCACUUAAUCAAGUCAGCAUUAUGUCCAUUCAUGUCAAUGAUAAUUUAAGCAACAGCAGUGAACCUAGUUAAAAUUAUACAUGCUGAUAAAGAAUUUUGUAGGAAGCACUGAUCCAUUCAUUGCUUUGCUUGUAACUUUACAAUAUUGUUUCAUAUUCCUGCAUUACAGCUGAUGUGACAAUCACAGGAGGUCACAUCUGGCCUAUUGUAAGAGAUAUUUAACUGGAAAUCGGGUGAAUGAAGCAUGAAGCUACUUCAAGGGGCAAGUUCUAGCCUAAGGCCUUACUUGGAUGUCUAUGGAACCCGGCAGUGUCUACAAGGGGUCACCCACUCAGACACGGGCAACCAAACCCUGUCAGGCAGAUUAUUUAUGAUAUUUAUUAUUUAUGACAUUGCAGAGACUGUUUUACCACUGCUGCUAUUCAUGGAACCGCAGUGAUUUUUAGAAAGCAGAAGGCAAGUGGUGAUGAAUGGACAUUAAAUCAAGUAGCCAAAUAUCAGUGUCACUGUAUGGAGUUUGACCUACAUAUCACCCAACAACCCUUUGAGACAUUAGACCGAUCUCAAAAUACAGCCCUACUAGUAUUAGUGAUGAUUUUGUAGUGUCAUAUAAAGGAUAAAUGUUUCUUUUUUUAUUGUCCAGAGGCAGGAUGGAAGAAGCAGAACUCUUAAAGGAGCGCCUUCAAGCUAUUACGAAUAAGAAAAAAAUCCAAGAAGAAAUUGCCCACAAACGGCUUGAGAUUGACAGAGAGAAGCUAAAGCUUCAACAUGUCAAGAAAAGAUCAAUGAGAGAUCUGUGGCUCAUGGAUGGAAUAAACAGCAGUAAUGCACAGGAAACACAAAAAGCUCUUGAAGAUGCACAACAAACUAAGCACCUCAAGAGCACCAUACAUCGGAUAGAGAAAGAGAUUGAAGCGUUGGAGAGAGAGGAAAUGAACAUCUCAACAAAUGAGGGGCUGAUUCUAAAGAGGCUCAAAGCCAUUGAAAAGUCUCCAGAGGACAUCAUUAAGGCAGUGAAUGCAGAUUUCACAUCAGAACCGAUCUAUAUUCAUUCAACAAUUCCAAACAUGCGAAAGCCCAGCAUGACCCUAAUAAAUCAGAGGAAGAAACAAGACCUGGAAACUGAAGCAAAAACCGACCAAGCCAAACCUGCUUUGUUCGCCAUGGAAAUUAACGUCCAGAAGGACUUGCGCACAGGUGAAAGCCACGUCCUCUCCACCUCCACCAUUUCUCCCCAAGAGCUCCAGCAGAAAGGCAUCAAAGUCUAUGACGAUGGCCGGAAGUCCGUCUACGCCCUGCGUACAGAUGGCCACCAGCCUGGUGCGAACGGAGUGGAUGAACUCAGUCCUGUUGAGGUCGAGCAGCUGCUGAGACAGGCAUCUGAGAAAAAGAAGAGGUCCAAUCAGGUUCAGGUUCCCUACAACCUCUCCCAUGAGGCCAGUAAAGUCAGAGAGAGCCACGAAUCCAACGGAUACCAAGAUCCAUAUAGCGUCGACUUAUUAGCAUGGCCUAAGCUUGUGUACAAUGAUGGUGUGUGCUAUCCAGAGAACGUGGGUCAUGGACUUCCUCUCCUGCCAAUGCCUAAUUACAGUGACAGACCAGACGAAUACUAUCAAAACAAAGGGGAAAGACACACGCAUGGACAGUAUUACAACCAAAGAGAGAACCACCAGGGAAUGCGACUUUUGGAUUGUGACAUCAGAAACCACAGCCCGUGUUCGGCCUACUCUGAGGACUCCAAACUCAGCGUCCUGAACGCCAUGUCAUCGGACGAGCCCGUCACCAUGAUCUUCAUGGGAUACCAGAAUGCCGAAGAUGACAGCCAGAGCUAUGAGGGCUCGGUUCAGGCAGAGCUGGUGAUCAUUGGAGACGGUGAAGAUGAAGCGAGCAAGAGCUUGAACCCCCAUCAAAACUCCAAUGCCUUUAUCUGCUCUGCGGGACGGAAGGGCAAAAGAGACGGCACGGAGGACCCGUCCACUACAGGUACCCCAAAGAUUAAAAAGGUCAAAAGGAGACACAAGCCCUGCUGUGUGUUGAUGUAGUUUCACUAACACGCUAUCAGCUCUUCUGUGAUGCAGCUUCUCACCAGACUGGCUUCUCUCGCUCUGCAUGCUGGACACUGCUGUCUUACGUUGUGGUUUUCAGUUUUUCAGUGUCUU
Messenger RNA from Sinocyclocheilus rhinocerous, 3580 nucleotides. It is a transcript of the gene palmda, whose product is annotated as palmdelphin a. Gene Ontology annotation, biological process: regulation of cell shape. The record is from RefSeq and is a predicted model, not a curated record. The transcript has 7 exons. Lineage: Eukaryota; Metazoa; Chordata; Actinopteri; Cypriniformes; Cyprinidae. The coding region runs from base 2042 to 3463 and encodes 473 amino acids. Gene Ontology annotation, cellular component: cytoplasm; membrane.